CAGUCCCAUCAGAGAUAAAAAAUGAGUGGAUUAAGUUUUCCGAAAAUUUAAAAAUUCUGUCUAGUUUAAAAAUUCCAAGAUGGGUGCUUGGAGAUUCGCCUAAGCGUAUAGAAAUUCAUUCUUUCAGUGACGCCUCUCAGUCUGCGUAUGGGGCAUGCAUUUAUGUUAAGUCGAUAGGCCCAAAUGAGGAUGUUACUGUCAAGCUAUUAUGUGCCAAAUCCAAAAUAGCUCCCCUUAAAUUCACCAGCAUUCCGAGACUUGAAUUAUGCGCUGCGCUGGUCGCUGCCAAGCUCACGCAGUCCGUGUUAGAGUCCCUCAGAUAUAAGCCAGAUAGAAUAGUGCACUGGUGUGACUCGAGCGUGGUCUUAGGAUGGAUCAAGGGUGAUAUAAGUAGACUGAAAACAUUUGUUGCCAAUCGUAUUGGUGAAAUAGUAGAACUUACUUCGCCGCAAUCCUGGAGGUACGUUCCUACAGAUUUAAAUCCCGCGGAUUUCAUUUCGCGAGGUGUUGACCCAAAAAACAUAAUUUUGUUGGAUCUUUGGUGGACAGGUCCCAACUUUCUGCUAAAAAAUGAAGACGAUUGGCCUGUCUUAAAAGUUAAAAAUUUCGAAGCUCUGCCUGAACUGAAAGUGCAUUCCGCAGUAAUAAGUGAACCAAUAGUUGAUUUCGAAAGGUUCUCUUCGUGUAAUAGACUCAUUAGAUCGUUUGCUUACGUGCAAAGAUUCAUAUUCAACACCAAAAAUAGUAUCAAGCGUAAUGGCGUAUUAACAGCUGAUGAAUUGCGUGAAUCCUGGUAUUCGUUAUGCAUUAUUGCUCAAUGUCAAUCUUUUUCAGAAGAAUAUGAAUCACUUUUAAAUAAUAAACCAUUAGGCAGUAAAAGCAAAAUAUUGUGUUUGUCCCCAUUUUUAGAUAAUAAGAUAAUGCGUGUUGGAGGGCGCUUAGAUGCCACAGAAUUUUACUCCUUUGAUAAAAAACACCCCAUUUUACUUCAUGCAUCGCAUAGACUAACAAGGCUUUACUUCGAAAGAGAACAUCUCGUCAAUAUGCACGCUGGUCCUCUUUUGUUAUUUUCAACUGUAAGAGAAACUGUUUGGCCAGUCAACGGACGUCACCUCGCAUGGCGUGUUGUAAAUAAUUGUGCUAGGUGUAGACGCCUACGAGGUAAAACCCUCCAACCUAAAAUGGGUAACUUACCACCCCAACGUAUUACCCCCGACUAUCCUUUCUUGUCAGUCGGGCUGGACUUUGCUGGUCCUUUUACUAUCAUUAAUCGCAAGGGCCGUGGAAGUCGUUUGAUUAAAUGUUACUUGUGCUUGUUUGUCUGUCUUCGUUACAAGUGCAUCCAUCUCGAAGCCGUUAGUGAUUUAACUAAGGAUGCAUUCAUUAUGACUCUUCGACGCUUUAUAGCGCGCCGAGGCAGACCCACUGAAAUUUUUAGUGAUAAUGGGACUAAUUUUGUAGCUGCCGCAAAGGAAUUAGGGUCAUUUAUCAAACAAAACCAAGAACCUCUAUUUGAUUUUGCAAGCCAAAACCUUAUAAAGUUUAAAUUCAUUCCGGCUUACACUCCUCAUUUUGGUGGACUAUGGGAAGCCGGCGUUAAAUCGGCUAAACAUCAUAUAAAGCGCGUUAUCGGUAAUAGCCACCUCACCUUUGAGGAAAUUUCCACUUUAUUUACACAAGUGGAAUCUAUUUUAAAUAGUCGUCCAUUAUGUCCGUUGUCGUCGUGUCCCAAUGACCUUCUUUCCCUAUCCCCUGGACACUUUCUUAUCGGAAGGCCGCUAACUGCUCCACCAGCGCAAUACUUGGGCGACUCUAAGGAAAACUAUCUUCAACGCUAUGAACGCCUGGAAAAAAUACAGCAGCAUUUCUGGCAGCGAUGGCAGCGCGACUACAUAUCAGAAAUGCAGCAAAGAACUAAAUGGAAGAGCAACGCUGCCAAGCUGAGCGUCGGGGAUAUGGUGCUCCUGUCAGAAGAUAACGCUCCCCCUCUGUCAUGGAAGCUCGGUCGUAUUCUACGCCUCAUCACGGGAUCCGAUGGAAUAGCCAGAGUGGCAGACGUCACCACAAACAGAGGCUGUGUGCGCCGCUCUCUCGUACGUCUGUGUAAGCUUCCGACAGCCGAAGAGCUUCGAGGUUGAAAAGCGAGUUUUCAACGGCCGGGAGUAUGUACAGGCUUUGAAAGCCUAUAUUAAAAAUAGAGUGUUAAGUGUGUGUCGUGAACUUUGCGUAAACCAAUCGGCAGGCGUUUAUAGUACAUGGAACAAUUUUAAUUGUCAUCGCUCACUUCAAAUACGAGCUCUGUACAAGUAACACCUUUUUUUAUUAAAUUAAUUUUGCAUAUA
Cydia pomonella (codling moth) is the source of this 2342-nucleotide messenger RNA. RefSeq lists its product as uncharacterized. Gene Ontology annotation, molecular function: nucleic acid binding. The record is from RefSeq and is a predicted model, not a curated record. Bases 921 to 2138 code for a protein of 405 amino acids. Gene Ontology annotation, biological process: DNA integration. Lineage: Eukaryota; Metazoa; Arthropoda; Insecta; Lepidoptera; Tortricidae. The transcript has a single exon.